Molecule: messenger RNA, 2877 nt
Organism: Sclerotinia sclerotiorum 1980 UF-70
Lineage: Eukaryota; Fungi; Ascomycota; Leotiomycetes; Helotiales; Sclerotiniaceae
Exons: 4
Coding region: 1-2877 (958 amino acids)
Biological process (GO): intra-Golgi vesicle-mediated transport; intracellular protein transport; endoplasmic reticulum to Golgi vesicle-mediated transport
Cellular component (GO): cytoplasm; COPI vesicle coat
Molecular function (GO): structural molecule activity
Source: RefSeq, a predicted model, not a curated record
AUGGCGACCUUCUUAGAACAGUCGUACAGCUUGGUACAUCAGGACAAUGCGGCAGAUGUACCAACAAUGUCAGAUCUUAGGACGCAGUUGGAGAAAGGGACAGAUGAGAGCAAAGUCGAGACUAUGAAGCGCAUUCUCACAGUGAUGCUGAAUGGAGAUCCAAUGCCCCAAUUACUUAUGCAUAUCAUUCGAUUUGUUAUGCCGUCAAAAUAUAAACCAUUGAAGAAGCUUCUCUACUUUUACUACGAAAUAUGCCCAAAGCUGGAUGCCACUGGAAAGCUCAAGCAGGAAAUGAUCUUGGUUUGCAAUGGUAUAAGAAAUGAUCUCCAACAUCCCAACGAAUACAUUAGAGGCAACACAUUGCGAUUUCUGUGUAAGCUCCGCGAAUCAGAACUUAUCGAACCCUGUCUCGCUCCGACCAAAGCAUGUCUUGAGCAUCGUCAUGCAUACGUGCGUAAAAACGCAGUUUUCGCCGUGGCUUCUAUCUUUCAACACUCCGAGAGUCUGAUUCCAGAUGCCCCUGAAUUGAUAGCCGCAUUUUUGGAGACCGAGAGUGAUCAUACCUGCAAGCGCAAUGCAUUUGCUGCAUUGGUUAGCAUCAGCCAUGAAAAGGCUUUGGCAUAUCUCAGUAGUGUCUUUGAUGGCAUACCAAAUGCGGACGAGCUGCUACAACUUGUGGAGCUGGAGUUCAUAAGAAAGGAUGCAGUCCAAAAUUCACAGAACAAGGCACGAUAUUUGCGACUUAUUUUUGACCUUUUGGAGGCCGGAGCUUCUACGGUUGUUUACGAAGCUGCUUCUUCUCUCACAGCCUUGACCAACAACCCGGUAGCUGUCAAAGCAGCAGCCUCAAAAUUUAUCGAACUCAGUAUCAAGGAGGCAGACAACAACGUUAAACUGAUUGUGCUCGACAAAGUAGAUUUAUUGAGACAGAAGAAUGAAGGUGUUCUGGAUGAUUUAACGAUGGAAAUUUUGCGCGUGUUGUCGAGUCCGGAUAUCGAUGUACGAAAGAAGGCCUUGGAUCUAGCUUUGGAGAUGGUGUCAAGCAAAAAUGUCGAGGACGUUGUCCUGCUUUUGAAGAAAGAAUUGUCAAAAACUGUCGACCAGGAAUAUGAGAAGAACGCUGAAUAUCGACAACUCUUGAUUCACUCCAUUCAUCAAUGCGCAAUUAAAUUCUCCGAAGUCGCUGAAAGUGUGGUUGAUCUCCUGAUGGACUUCAUCGCUGAUUUCAACAACACAUCUGCAGUUGAUGUCAUCUCAUUUGUGAAAGAAGUAGUGGAGAAAUUCCCCAAACUGCGACCAUCCAUAGUUGAGCGUUUGGUAUCAACCUUAAGCGAGGUCCGUGCUGGAAAGGUUUACAGGGGAGCUCUUUGGAUAGUUGGUGAAUAUUCUCUAGAAGCCAAUGACAUUAGAGAUGCUUGGAGGCGUAUCAGAGCUAGCUUAGGGGAAAUCCCUAUCUUGGCUUCUGAACAGCGUCUCCUCGACGAAGCGACUGACGGGCAAGAGCCAAAAGAGCCAGAACAGAUCAACGGAAAUUCCAAAGCAGCUCCAACAGGUUCACGGAGAGUCCUCGCCGACGGUACAUAUGCCACUGAAAGUGCUCUUACAAGUCAAUCUGCAGUUACGGCUAAGUUGGAGGCGGUCAAAGCCGCUCAAAAACCACCCCUUCGUCAACUUAUCCUCGAUGGAGAUUAUUAUCUAGCUUCUGUUCUUUCUUCCACACUUACCAAACUUGUCAUGCGCCACUCUGAAAUCUCAUCGGAUACCGCCCGGACCAAUGCUUUACGUGCUGAAGCAAUGUUGAUCAUGAUUUCCAUUAUUCGUGUUGGUCAAUCGCAGUUCGUGAAAGCGCCAAUUGACGAAGAUUCGGUUGAUAGAAUUAUGUCUUGUGUUAGGUCACUUGCAGAGGUCGCCCAAAAUAAGCAACUCGAAAGUGCGUUCCUGGAAGAUACCAGAAAGGCAUUCCGAGAUAUGGUUCAAGUAGAAGAGAAGAAGCGAGCAGCUAAGGAAGCAGUGGAGAAAGCGAAAUCAGCCGUUCAAGUUGAUGAUGUCGUUUCCAUCAGACAGCUUGCAAAGAAGAACACAGUCGACGGCGCUGACGAGAUUGAACUUGACCUUGAAAAGGCAACUGGGGGAGAUUCUUCAGUUGAAGAUCUCUCAUCAAAGCUCAGUCGAGUUGUACAACUCACCGGCUUCUCCGAUCCAGUCUACGCUGAGGCAUACGUUACAGUACAUCAAUUUGACAUCGUAUUAGACGUUUUAUUGGUAAACCAAACAACCGAGACUCUUCAGAAUCUGUCUGUCGAAUUUGCAACAUUAGGUGAUCUCAAGGUUGUAGAAAAGCCAACUACUCAGAACCUUGGGCCACAUGAUUUCCAAAAUGUACAAGCUACCAUUAAGGUUUCCUCAACGGACACUGGGGUCAUUUUCGGAAACGUUGUCUAUGAUGGCGCAAGCUCGACCGAGAACAGUGUAGUCAUCUUGAACGAUGUUCAUGUUGACAUCAUGGACUACAUUCAACCUGCCGUAUGCACAGAAACUCAAUUCCGUACAAUGUGGACAGAAUUUGAGUGGGAGAAUAAGGUCAACAUCAAUUCAAAGGCGAAGACGUUGCGAGAGUUUUUGAAUCAGCUUAUGGCGUGCACAAACAUGAACUGCUUAACACCAGAGGCUUCAUUGAAGGGCGAUUGUCAAUUCUUAAGUGCUAAUCUUUAUGCACGAAGUGUUUUCGGCGAGGAUGCUCUUGCCAACCUUAGUAUUGAAAAAGAGGGUGAGGAUGGACCAGUGACUGGAUUUGUUCGAAUUCGAAGCAGGUCUCAAGGCUUAGCACUCAGUUUGGGAUCACUAAAAGGGUUAAACAAGGUUGUAGAGGUCGCUUGA